AAUUGGUAUCAGAGCAAAGUCUCCAAUUUGAAGGUUUAACCACCUAGGAGUUGAUCAAGGAUGGCUCAAUUUCAAGCUUCUCAACCACUUGAAGGUAAGAUCAUGAUCAACAACAAAGCAAUCAACAUGCUUCAAUGUGCUCUUAAUCCAACGGAAUUCCAUAGAGUAUUCGGAUGUGAUACGGCCAAGGAGAUGUGGGACAUGUUGGAGAUGAAACUAGAGGAGAGCAUUCAAGAUAUGUAUACAAGAUUGAAUGAUAUAGUCACCAAUCUCAAGGCUCUUGGUAAAGUUUAUCCUUCUCAAGAAGUGGUGAGGAAGGUUCUUAGAAGCUUGCCUAAGAAUUGGGAAGCCAAGAAGACCGCAAUUGAAGAGUCUAAGGAUCUCAACACUCUUAAGCUUGAAGUUCUCAUUGGAAAAUUGAUGACAUAUGAGAUAGAAGUUCAAGUUGAUGGUGGAGUUGAAAUAGUUGAGAAGAAGAAGAAGGAUGUUGCAUUCAAGGCUAGCAACCAAAAGGAAAAGAGUGAAGAUGAUGCUAGUGAUGGUGAAAACAUCUCCACCUUGAUCUCUAGAGAAGUGAGGAGAUUCAUGAAGAAGAACAUCAAGAGCAAGCUUGCACAAAGAGAUGAAGGAGAGUCUACCAAAAGGAAUGUGAAAUGCUAUGAGUGCAACAAGAUGGGGCACUAUAGAAAUGAAUGUCCCAAUUUGAAAAAGGGUGAGAAGAAAGGCAAGAGGAGCAUGAAGAAGAAAGCAUUUGCCGCCACUUGGAGCGAUGAUGAGACUAGCUCAACGGAAAGUGAAAGCUCCUUGGAGAAAGGUGUUGCAAAUCUUUACUUCAUGGCUCAAGAGGAUAACAACCAUGAUGAGGAGGUAAACUCUAACUUCUCUAGUUCAAUUAAUGAAACUUCAUUUGAGUAUUCUUAUGAUGAUUUAUGCAAAGUUCUUGAUUGCUUUAUAAAUGACAUUAAGAAACUAGGAAAUGAGAAUAUUGCUCUUACUAAAACCAUUUCAUUGCUUAGGAAUGAAAUUGAAUCUCUCUCAAAACAAAAUGAGGUUUUAGUUAAAGAGAAUGCCUCUUUAAAUGGUGAGAUUGCUUCUUUAAAGAAUGAGGAGUCUAAUAAUGCUUUGAAAAAGGAAAAUGAGGAUUUAAAGAAGGAAAAUGAAGAUUUAAAGAAGGAAAAUGAAGAUUUAAAGAAGGAAAAUGAAGAUUUAAAGAAGGAAAAUGAGGUCUUAAAGAGAAAAGCUUGUGAUUUUGAGAAUGUGAUUUCCAAUUUACCUUGAGUAAAGAAAAAUUUGAUUUUAUAUUAAAAUCUCAAAGAAGUAUUUGUGACAAAGGGGGCAUUGGAUUUGAUUAUUCUAAAAAGCAAAAGACUUUUAAGAAUUCUUUUGUAAGAGCAAGUCAAUCCUCUCAUCCUAAUGUUACUUGCUAUUGUUGUGGUGUAAAAAAGGGACACUUUGCUU
This is a messenger RNA of Rubroshorea leprosula, 1458 nucleotides long. Lineage: Eukaryota; Viridiplantae; Streptophyta; Magnoliopsida; Malvales; Dipterocarpaceae. The record is from the annotation of a GenBank genome assembly.